AUGUCAACUGACUUUAAUCUUGAACUUGCGUCGAUACUUGAUGGCAAGGCUUCUAUCGAGCACCAAAUAGAUAUUCAUGUCAAUGAUCUUUUCGGCGUAAAAGAAACUGACCAAGUUUCGCUAGCUGACGUGUUGGACGGCUUACGUUAUGUCAUGAACUACCGUAUAAAGGGAGGCAGGCUUCCAAAUUUGGAGCCUGACCUAAUGAAGCGGUUAUGUGAAGGCUUGUUACUGAAUAUGUCUGAUACUGAGGGUGGGCUGUUGAAGAAGAAAAUGACACCCGAGGCAGAGGAAGCGUUUAUUCUUUUUGGAGAAUUUUUGGAAGAAGUCGAAGAAUUUCGUCAAGCAGUCGGCCAAAAAAAUGUAUCUGAUCUAGCCAACGCCAUGAAACUUCACCGUCGUUGCCGUAACGACGCGUCACCAGAAGUAAAACAGGCCGUCGUAGCAGUCAUUUACAUGUUAACUGAAUGGUUUCCACAGUUCUCGGAUUGGCGGGAACUGGUUAAACGCGAGGAACAGAAUGAUGUCGAGAAGGUAAUCAAAGAUUUAUCGGCUUCUUUUAAAAAGGCGAAAAUGCCAUCGCGUAAAGGCGUUCCGUUGCCUCCUCCUUCAUUGUAUUUCGAUCGUGAUGUUACUCGAUGCGUAAAAAUGUUUCGAACAUCUCUCACCGACGGACUUUCCUCAACUAAUAUUUCGCCACUUUUAGAACACUAUGGUCCAAACAAGUUACCUGAUCCGCCAAAACCGUCUGUCCUCAAAAUGUUACUUCAUCAAUUGACCGAUUUCAUGGUUUUGAUUUUACUGGCGGCGACAAUUGUCACUGGAGCGGAAAAAGAUUUUAAAGGAAUGUCGGUUUUAUUGGCGGUUAUUAUUUUAAACACGAUAAUUGGGUUCACGCAAGAGUAUAAGGCGAAUAAAGCAUUAGAAGCGCUUACUAAAUUGGCCGUACCUCAGGCGCAAGUUAUUCGUGAUGGUCAAAAAGUUGUAAUUGACUCAUCGCAACUUGUACCCGGGGAUAUAGUAAUUCUUGAAGAAGGAGAUUCUGUUCCGGCAGAUGUCCGAAUAGUAGAAUGUUCUCAAUUUGAAGUGAUAGAGUCGAUCUUAACCGGGGAAAGUUUGCCUGUGUCUAAAAACACCAAAAAAAUUUGGACUAGAACACGAAGCUUACCUUUGGGUGAUUGUAAAGGAAAUGCAUUCAUGUCCACUAUGGUGGCAAAAGGUCGUGCUAAGGGUCUUGUUGUGCGAACUGGGAAUAAUACUGAAAUUGGUAAAAUUAGUGCUGCUAUUACUUCCUCACCGAAUAUGCAAACACCGAUCCAAAGAAAAUUAUCUCGACUUGGUAUAUGGCUUGUCGUGUUGGCUAUAAUAUUAUGUGUUCUUGUAGUGGUAAUUGGAUUGAUAUAUAAGCGAAAUUCAAAAGACAUGAUAUCAGUUGGCAUGAGUUUAGCUGUCUCUGUAAUUCCCGAAGGUCUAGUCGCUGUAACUACAGUAACAAUGGCUAUUGGAGUACGAAGAAUGGCUGCCCGUAAUGCUAUCGUUCGCACAUUACCAGCUGUGGAAACCCUCGGGAGCGUGACUGUCAUUUGUUCCGACAAAACCGGUACACUUACCGAAGGAAAAAUGGGUCCUAGUGAACUUUGGAGUGCCGAUGAUUCUCUUUAUUCAUUUACUAAACCAACCGUAUUGGAUCCUAAUGAAGGCGAGAUUGAAUUUCUCUCGCCAGAAUAUCGUCAAAGAGUUUCUAAGCUGGGUCGAAGCUCAACUCCUAAAGUUUCGAAAACUCUAAUAAAAAAAAUUGAUGACGACAAUAAUAAUGAAUUACCAAUAAAGCCGCAACCUGUUACCCGUGAGCUAAAUGAUGCACCUGCUCAUAUGGUGGCAGCAUUAAUGAUUUCGAGUUUAUGUAAUAAUGCAGCUGUUGUAAAAAGUAAAAGUGAGGAGGAAAGCAAAAAUUCUUGGAAAGGUAUCGGAGAUCCUACUGAGAUUGCUUUAAUCCUCGCUGCUCAAAAAGGAGGAUUUUCUAAAGAAUUUUGGGAGAAAAAACAAGGAUUUACCAAAAUUCGAGAGCAACCAUUCGAUAGUGAACGCAAACUCAUGAGUGUUGUAUACAAAUUCGACUAUUCGAAUCUACCUGCCAAUCUAAAUCAAACCAAUAAAUACAUAGUGAUGGCAAAAGGGGCACCCGAGGAACUUUUACAAAAAUGUACAAGUCGUCUUCCGGUUAGUAAUUUUUCGAAAUCACCAAUAACGUUCGAACAAAUCAUCGGCGAGAAAGAAGGCACUCAAAAUGUUCCAUUAUCUGAUGAUUUCGUGGAUAAAGUAUCCGAAGAAAGUUCACGGAUGGCGUCUAAUGGAUUGAGAGUUCUUGGAUUAGCAUUAAAAACUGUUUCGGUUGCUGAUGAAUCUUUGGAAGCUUCGUCCUUGGAGGAAAUAAUUGUUGUCACCGAUGACAAUGAAUCAGUAGUGGAAUCAACGUUGAAUCCUGCUUUUGCUGAGAAUGAGUUCACCUUUGUAGGGUUGAUUGGAUUAAUUGAUCCUCCGAGAGCAGGGGUGGCUGAUUCUGUGCAGAAAUGUAAGGACGCGGGCAUUCGUGUUAUUAUGAUAACCGGUGAUCAUAUAGCGACAGCUACUGCGAUUGCCACCGAUAUUGGUAUAUUUGAACCUGGUGUAUCUGGCAUGAAUCGAGCUAUCAGAGGUGUGGACUUAGAUUUGCUCUCUGAUGAUGCAAUCGCCGCACUAGAACCUUUUCCUAAUGUAUUUGCUCGUGUCAGUCCAAAUAAUAAACUCAAAAUUGUAAAGGCACUACAAGACCUUGGCAAUUCGGUGGCUAUGACUGGAGAUGGAGUUAAUGAUGCACCUGCAAUAAAAGCUGCCAAUAUCGGUGUAGCCAUGGGCAUAAGUGGCACUGAAAUCACCAAACAGGCAGCCGAUAUAAUUCUCGCCAACGAUGACUUUUCCACGAUUGUGUCUGCGGUCGAAAUUGGUCGUCAAGUGUUUGACAAUAUUUUGAAAUUUAUUGUGUAUCUUUUGAGUUGUAAUGGUGCCGAAAUUAUUGUAUUUUUGCUUUCGGCGUCGAUUAAUUCUGAUUUACCUUUUACGACAAUUAUGAUUUUAUGGGCGAAUAUUAUCGCUGAUGUUCCACCAGCCAUGUCUCUUGGCGUGGAACCUGGUGAAAAAGAUAUAAUGCGACGUCGUCCUCGAAAUCCCAAAGCUGGUGUAUUGGACAAAGUUGCCAUUGUAACACUCACCACGCAAUCAUUCGUCAUGGCAUUAUCAUCUUUUGGGAUCUAUCAAAUUGCACUGAAAAUCGAAGAUAAACGAUUAGAAGAUGCGCGAUCUUUGGCUUUCGCGACUUUGACCACCUUGCAACUCUUACAAGGGUUUUUGUCUAGGACAUUAAACAUUAGUGUUUUCAAAAUGGGAUUUUUCGGUAAUAAGUGGAUGAUUGGCAGUGUUCUUGGCUCUUUCAUAGCAAUGUUAAUCGGUGUUUAUGUACCAGCAAUUGAAUUUACUAAUAGUUUACCUUCUUUAUUUGAAGUGAUACGUGAUUGGCUCGAACUCACUCCUGUUUCCGGAUUCGGAUGGUUGAAAAUCAUCAUCUGUUGUAUGGUCUUGAUUUUGACUAGUGAGUUUACAAAGUGGUAUGGUCGCCAUGUUCGGAAUUCGGCUGUUAGAGCAAACCAGCAAAAACUAAAAAAAGUGGAGACAGAGGACGAAGAAUCGAAGUGA
Messenger RNA from Ambispora gerdemannii, 3729 nucleotides. NCBI's taxonomy places the organism in Eukaryota, Fungi, Glomeromycota, Glomeromycetes, Archaeosporales, Ambisporaceae. The record is from the annotation of a GenBank genome assembly.